UACCGGUUUAUAUAUAAAAUAAUACCUUUUAAGAAAAGGCCGUUUUUACCUUUUAUUAAGAAAUAUAAUAAUAAUUAUUUUAUAUCGGUUAAGCUAAGUAUUUCGUAUUAUUAUAAAAUUUUUUUAAAAUAA
Colletotrichum orchidophilum is the source of this 132-nucleotide messenger RNA. RefSeq lists its product as uncharacterized. The annotation marks the transcript as partial. The transcript has a single exon. The record is from RefSeq and is a predicted model, not a curated record. NCBI's taxonomy places the organism in Eukaryota, Fungi, Ascomycota, Sordariomycetes, Glomerellales, Glomerellaceae.